AUGAAGAACAAGGGUGCCAAGCAGAAGCUGAAACGAAAGGGAGCCACCGGCGCUUUCGGCUGCGACCUGACGGAGUAUCUGGAAAGCUCGGGACAAGAUGUUCCAUAUGUACUGAAGAGCUGUGCAGAAUUUAUAGAGACUCAUGGCAUUGUGGAUGGAAUUUACCGGCUUUCGGGAGUCACCUCAAACAUACAACGGCUACGGCAAGAGUUUGGCUCAGAUCAAUGUCCAGAUCUGACAAGGGAAGUGUACCUCCAGGACAUCCACUGUGUGGGCUCACUCUGUAAGCUCUACUUCAGGGAGCUGCCCAACCCCCUCCUGACGUAUGAGCUCUAUGAGAAAUUCACGGAGGCCGUGUCCCAUCGCCCAGAAGAAGGCCAGCUGGCCCGAAUCCAAAAUGUUGUCCAGCAGCUUCCCCCGUCCCACUAUAGGACCUUGGAAUACCUGAUUCGACACCUGGCCCACAUCGCCUCCUUCAGCAGCAAGACCAACAUGCACGCCAGGAACCUGGCCCUGGUGUGGGCGCCAAACCUCCUCAGGUCCAAAGAAAUCGAAGCCACUGGUUGCAAUGGAGAUGCAGCCUUCCUUGCUGUCCGGGUCCAGCAGGUGGUGAUUGAGUUCAUAUUGAAUCAUGUGGAUCAAAUCUUUAACAAUGGUGCACCUGGGCCUCUGGAGAACGAAGAAAACUGGCCCAUCGUGAAGAGCCUGACCUUGCCAGCCCUCUCCUUGCCCAUGAAGCUGGUGAGCCUGGAGGAAGCCCAGGCCCGGAGCCUGGCUACUAACCAUCCUGCCCGGAAGGAAAGGAGGGAGAACAGCCUGCCCGAGAUCGUGCCUCCCAUGGGCACCCUCUUCCACACCGUCCUGGAGUUACCAGACAACAAAAGAAAGCUCUCCAGUAAAUCAAAGAAGUGGAAAUCAAUAUUUAAUCUGGGACGCUCUGGAUCAGACUCCAAGUCCAAGCUGAGUAGAAAUGGGAGCGUGUUUGUGAGAGGACAGAGGCUCUCAGUGGAAAAAGCUACGAUCCGGCCAGCCAAAAGCAUGGACUCACUGUGCUCAGUGCCCGUGGAAGGGAAAGACACCAAAGGCAAUUUCAAUCUAUCAGUCGCCACUGGUGGAUUUUUCAUUCCAGCCGCGAAAAUGCAUGCGACCAGCAUUGGCAGCUCCUGUGACCUCACCAAGCAAGAGGGUGAUUGGGGCCCGGAGGGGAUGCCGGCAGGGGCCGAGGGGGGCUGCGACCUGAGCAGUGACCGAAGCCAACCCCAGGGUGCUCAGGCCCGGCCCCCGCCGGAGCAGCUGAAGGUGUUCCGGCCCAUCGAGGAUCCCGAGAGCGAGCAGACAGCCCCGAAGAUGCUGGGCAUGUUCUACACCUCGAGCGACAGCCCCAGCAAGUCUGUCUUCACCAGCAGCCUCUUCCAGAUGGAGCCUUCCCCCCGGCACCAGCGCAAGGCGCUCAACAUCUCAGAGCCCUUUGCCGUGUCCGUGCCGCUCCACGUGUCCGCGGUCAUCAGCACCAACAGCACCCCGUGCAGGACACCCCCAAAGGAGCUGCAGUCUCUCUCCAGCCUGGAAGAGUUUUCUCUCCAGGGGUUGGAGAGCGGAGGCUGUCCUGAAGAGAAGCCCUCGGGAGCUGAGGCUUCUGCAGCUUCGGUACCUAAGAAGGUGGCUCUGGAGGAUGCCAAGCCAGGCCCAGGAGCAGCGAGGACAGUGGAAUGCAGCAAAGGCCUUUCUGUGGAGCUAGGAGCCCAACAGGAGAAGAAAACCUCGGAAACCCCCCCGAGCCGUCAACAUUCAAGUGAAUCAGAGAAGAGGCUGGAUCCAGAGAAUGUGGUGGAGGAGGCGCCAGAGGCUGGCCAGGUGGAGCCCAGUGCUCCACAGGAGGGCCCCAUGGCCAGGGCAGAAGUGGUGUUUCUGCAGGAGACGGAAGAAGAUGAUCUGACUAGCACCCUGAUCUGGCCCGAGAUUCAACAGGAGCUAAAAAUCAUUGAAUCUGAGGAGGAGCUGCCCUCGUUGCCACCACCUGUUCUGAAGGCCACCCCAACUCAGCCUGUUCUUGAGUCAAGUCCAAAGCCUUUUGCUACCCCAGAGCCUCCUGGGAGCUCGCCUUGUGUCUCCACCGCAGCUCCAGUCUCUGCCCCUCUGGAGGAGCGGGCUAGGGAUCCAGCCAAACAGAGCACCGAGGGGACUCCCACAGCAGCCAACAGAGAGAAGCCAGAGACAGUCAGCCGCCCCCACAGACCUGAGACUGAGAAGGCUCCGCGCCCAGACCCCACCAGCCUGGCUCCUCUGGAAAUCGUUCCGGGUGAGACGGCAUCUCCACCAGCAAAGGUGGAGGUGGGAGGCCCAGGGAACCGGUCUCCUCUGAUCCCACCUGCCCCACCCCCUCCAACGCCUCUGGAGGAGGCACCUCGAGUCCCGCGACAGCAGGACGGCCCUGAGAGGGAAGACUCCUCCAAGAAUCCGAGGACAAAUCCACACGUAGACCAGCCGAAGGCCCAAGGCAGUUCUGUGAUCCCCAGUCCUUGUCAGGGAGACAAGGCCCCUCCAGAACAAAGUGAGAAGCUGAAGUCAAAGAAUGCUGCUUCCGGUGGAAAAGGCGCUGGUUUUCCAAGCCCAACGAGGGAGGGUGAGCCCUCCCCGCCCUCCCCGCCCGGCGAGGGGGACACCGCCCAUUCAACACAGGAGCCCUCAGACGGCGACGAUGACGACCCCGGGACGGAUGUGGCCCAGCACGGCCUCGAGAUGGUGGAGCCCUGGGAAGAGCCCCAGUGGGUGACGAGUCCCCUUCACUCCCCCACCCUGAAAAUCGGGCAGGAGGGCCUGGUGCAGGGCCUGCAGUGCCACCGGCUGGAAAAGAGGCUUUCCCACAGGCCUAGCCUUCGUCAGAGCCAUUCUCUAGACAGCAAACCCACAGCUGAGAGCCAGUGGGCUUUCCAAGGCCCCUCCUCCAGCAGCUGUGCCAGCCUUGAAGCUGAGGGGAAUUCAGACGCGCUGCAGCCCCCGCCGCCCAGGAGAGAGGUUAGUGGAUGGGAUGAGAAAGCCCUGAGGUCCUUCCGAGAGUUCUCUGGCCUGAAAGGGAUAGAGGCCCUUCCCAGUCAGAAGAGACCAGGUGGUGUGCAUCCCAAACCAGCAGAAACCAGCCCUGUCAGCCGCGCAGAGGGAAAGGAGCUGGAGACACACCUGGGACGCAGCAGCCCUCCGACUGAGCAAGGUAGUGUGCCCGGACCAGAGAGCGGCAUGGAGCACUCACCGCGUGUGCAGGACAGCACCCCGCACGGAGAGCAUCCCCCAAAGUUACAGCUGAAGAGCACUGAGUGCGGGCCCCCGAAGGGGAAAAAUAGGCCUUCUUCCCUGAACUUGGACUCUGCCAUUCCCAUCACUGACCUCUUCCGGUUUGAAAAUGUGGCCUCAUUUGCUUCACCUGGAAUGCAGCUCUCUGAGCCAGAAGACCCAAAGGUCACGUGGAUGACCUCAUCUCACUGUAAAAUAGACCCCUGGAGGGUUGACUCCCAGGACUCUCAGGACCUGGACAUUGUUGCUCACGCCCUGACCGGCCGCCGUAACUCAGCUCCCGUCAGUGUGUCGGCUGUGAGGACCUCCUUCAUGGUCAAAAUGUGCCAGGCCAGGGCGGUCCCAGUCAUCCCUCCCAAGCUUCAGUACACAGAGAUCCCACAGCCCCUGCCCUCGCAGAGCCCAGCGGAAGGCGGGGCUCAGCCUCUGGAGAAGAACCCAGAAGAACCUAGAUCCAUUGAUGUGACCUCUGUGAAACCCGCCAAAGGUGAUUCUCCCUCGUCCUUGGAAAGCCCCAAGGAAGAGAAACCAAAGCAAGACACAGGAGCCAAGGAGUCCUUGUCCAUGGAUGCCACCGCAUCCCGCACAUGUGAAGGACCCAGCCUUUCUCCAGAACCAGGUUUGGCUAACCUGCUCUCCACCCAGGAUUCAGUAGUACAAUGCAGAAAGCGCACAUCAGAGACAGAGCCAUCUGGGGACAACCUUCUUUCUUCAAAAAUUGAGCGGCCAUCAGGGGGCUCUAAGCCUUUCCACAGGUCAAGGCCAGGGAGACCCCAGAGCCUAAUCUUAUUCAGCCCUCCUUUCCCCAUCAUGGACCAUCCGCCUCCCUCUUCCUCAGUGACAGAUUCCAAGGUCCUGCUGUCCCCUAUCCGAAGCCCCACCCAGACAGUUUCCCCAGGCCUUCUGUGUGGGGAAUUGGCAGAAAACACAUGGGUCACACCUGAAGGGGUCACGCUCAGGAAUAAAAUGACCAUUCCUAGGAACGGCCAGAGACUAGAGACCUCAACCAGCUGUUUUUACCAGCCCCAGCGGAGAUCUGUGAUUCUGGAUGGAAGAAGUGGGAGGCAGAUAGAAUGA
Molecule: messenger RNA, 4365 nt
Organism: Pipistrellus nathusii (Nathusius's pipistrelle)
Lineage: Eukaryota; Metazoa; Chordata; Mammalia; Chiroptera; Vespertilionidae
Source: the annotation of a GenBank genome assembly